AUGGCAACCAAAAUCAAAGGGAUCUAUAAGGGAUUCAAGUACAUCUCCCAAAUCUUUGUGGUAAAGGAGCGAGAGAUGGAAAUUGGGUAUCCAACAGAUGUUAAGCAUGUGGCACAUAUAGGGUGGGAUAGUCCUUCUGGCAGUGCACCCAGUUGGAUGAAUGAAUUCAAGACACCUCCAGAUUUCUCAACAACCACAGUUGCUAAUCCAAGAGAUUCCAAUUCUGUUACUUUCUCCCCAUGGUCCUCUCAAGAUUUUGAUCUAUCUGCGGGACAUCAAACUUUGCCCAAUGUAUUCAAUGACAUUCCAUCUUCGGAUCUUCCAAAUGUUCCCAAGAAACCGAAAAUUAGGAAAAAGAAGACAAGUUCUUCCUCUCCCAAAUCUUCAUCUUCCACCACAAGAUCUUCCCGGAAAAUGAAGCAGAAGGCUAUGCAGUAUGAACUUGAGUCAACAUCAAAGGUAAAAGUAAAGUAA
Messenger RNA from Dovyalis caffra, 474 nucleotides. Lineage: Eukaryota; Viridiplantae; Streptophyta; Magnoliopsida; Malpighiales; Salicaceae. The record is from the annotation of a GenBank genome assembly.